Messenger RNA from Serpula lacrymans var. lacrymans S7.9, 1050 nucleotides. RefSeq lists its product as uncharacterized. The transcript is spliced from 3 exons. The record is from RefSeq and is a predicted model, not a curated record. NCBI's taxonomy places the organism in Eukaryota, Fungi, Basidiomycota, Agaricomycetes, Boletales, Serpulaceae. Gene Ontology annotation, molecular function: protein binding. Bases 1 to 1050 code for a protein of 349 amino acids.
AUGAGCUCCUCUCCCUCUCCUCCUGCCCCGACUCCCUCCCAGCGCCCCUCCACAGCCCACGCCUCCUCCACACCCCGCCCCAUAGCCACCACCACCUUCGUCCUCCCCGUCUCCCCACGACACACCGACGACCUCACAAGACCCUCCACCGCCCACGCCCCCCUCCCACACUCCCGCUCCCACUCCCAAAUCGGCUACCCACCCAUCUCAUACGCCUACCCCGCACACGCCUACGGGCCCUACUCCACCUCUGCCUCUGCCCGCACCUCCUUCACCCGCGUAGAGGACUCCAUAGGGCCCUAUCCCCUCUUGGGUGCUGGUGGGCGCGACAGCGUUUAUGGCGGCGAGGAGUAUGUCGAGAGCGAGGGUGAGGACGUCGAUGGAAGGAUAGACGACGUAGAUCCCCAACUCCCUCACUCCGCCUCUCCCUCCCCUCUCCCUCAAGUCACCAUCACCACCACACCACCCGUCUCAGCACCAGCUCCCACUUCCCCAAUCCCCCAAACGCCCGCUACCUUCCUCACCUUCCUCCUCCUAUCAGGACGACGUCGCUCCAUGUCCUUCGAGCCCGAGACGACAGUAGGCAGAGUGAAGGAGCUUGUCUGGAGUGGCUGGGGAGCGGACUGGCAAGAAGAACGACCGCCUGCGCCUUCCUACCUUCGUGUUGUGUAUCUAGGCAAGAUAUUACAGGAUGAGGAUACGCUUAAAGACCUCAACUUCCCCAUCUACACCCCACCCAGCACCAUCAAUUCCGCCCUCUCCCCCUCCUCCCCCACCUCCCCGACCUCUCCCACUUCCCCCACCUCCCCGCGCUCCCCCACCUCAAACACCCCAACACCCACCAUCGUCCACCUCUCCAUAAGACCCUACGCCCCUCCCUCCGACGACCUCUUCAAGAAGAAGCGAAAGGCGGCUGAGCGCUCGGAUCGUCGGCCUCGGGCUGGGCCUUGGCGUUGGGGUGGGCGACGUGGGGAGGGGAGAGGGCGGGCAGCCGGGGGAGGGCGGGGGGGAUGCGGACAGCGCGGGCGGGGGGAGAGUGCCCAGGGAUGA